GAGUCUCUCAGAUUUGGGCUGCCUGGGCUAGCUUUGAACCCUGACUUCCAGAUCUCAGCCUCCUGAGUAGCUAGGAUAAUAGGUGUGAGCCAUCAGCACCCAGCAAAAAGGACAUUUUCAUUCUGCCUGUAUUCUUUCCACCUCAGCCAGCACAAGGCCAUCCUUUGAGUUCUACUGAUGGUGGUUGCCAAGUAUUUACAUUAGUCAGGAAUAAUGAACACUAGUCACCUGCUAUUGUUUGACAAAGCCAGUGAGGAAUGAGAACAUCUGUGGAACUAACCCUGGGGUUUGGUUUUCAGUUAAACAUGAGGGAGAAGGAGAGGCUGAGCAAGACCUUCCAAGGCCCAGCCACUGUCUGCCGAACUCCAGGCAGCCACGUGUACACCUUCCACAAUGGCAGUGGGGAUUCCGAGGACUCCUCUGAAGAAGAAUCACAGCGAGUGGUUUUACGGCCUCGCGGCAAAGAGCGCCAGAAGAGCCGAGGCCACCACCCUCCUCAGCCUGGAGGGGGCGCCGUGGUGCUGCUGCAGCAUGAGCUGGUCCAGGAGGACAGCCUCAACAAGCUGGCUCUCCAAUAUGGCUGCAAAGUAGCAGAUAUCAAGAAAGCCAACAACUUCAUCAGAGAACAAGACUUAUAUGCUUUGAGAUCUAUCAAGAUUCCAGUGCAGAGCCAUGGGAUCCUAACAGAGACCCACAAAGAACUAAAACCUCUCCCAGCCCUGUCCUCGGUCACCAGAGUGACCAUGGAACUACCGGACGCAGAGGGAGCAGCUGCCCGUGGGGAUGCGGACUCGCACGCGCACUCCAGUCACCUGACAGAGUUCUUCAAGGGGAUCGACCAGAAUAUCGAGCGCGCAGUGCAGUCAGAGGUCUUCCUAAGUGAGAGCUACUGUAUGGAGAACCCCGAACGGCCGCUGCUCCCGGCUUCCCCCAAGACCCCUGCAGACGGGGCUGACUGGGGGAUCCAGUGGUGGAAUGCUGUUUUCCUCAUGCUUCUUAUCGGGAUUGUUUUGCCAGUGUUUUAUCUGGUCUAUUUUAAGAUCCAAGCUACCAGGGAGGCCCCUGCUAGCUUGAACACAACCGCUAACCCCAAUGGCUCAAUGGUCUUGAACACAAUUGUAGAACCGGCCCCUGGGUUAGCGAUCCCUGUGUCUACCUCCUCUUCAGCCAGCCAGCUCAGCCAGACCUCCCAGACAGGGAACUAAGCUCAUGGGUUUCGGGAGUCAGCUCAGCUUUCGCAGGUGGCUUGUGAUCUGUGUCAGUUAGGCCACGUGCUGGGGACAAGGCUGUGUUUUGUUUCCUGGUGCUCUGGAUGGCAACUGAGAAAGGGCCUCUCCUGAUCUCUGCGACCCAAAGGAGAGACGCUGACAGGGCACUGGCUGGCAGUGCUCCGAGGGAGAGGACGGGCCUUCUAGGCACCUGCCUUGUGGACAAGCGAGUUUAGCUGGGGUCACAUAGCUGUCGUGAUGUUCCCCACCUGCUAUGGAGGGACGGCACAGGUGCUAUGGCGAAGUACUGACACGUCACACAGAACUGUCACAAGCCCUACCUCCUCUCAGUGAGCCUCGAAGAGGGGAACGCCACUUCUAGGAUUGGAAAAGUUCCCCCAACCCAAACCCACAUCAGAUUGGGUAAGCACUGGUUCUAGCCCUUGUACUUUCAGAGGUGGUAAUCCAUGCACACAGGAGCCAUUGUCUCAAUUCACAAGACACCCCCCAACCCCACCCCCCAUCCCUAUGGCCAGCUGCAUUAUCUCAGGUUGCAUCUCAGGAGGCGCUCUUGCUGCCUUAGUGCCAGUCACCAAGGUUCCAACCUGUUCCAACCCAAGGUGGAGCAGCUGCCUGGCUGGCAUCAGGGAAGAGUCGUCUGUGUCGGCAAAGCUGAGUUCUCUUCCUGCUGCUUCCCUGGCUCUAUUUUCAGGAAUCAGAAAGUGGUCCAGCCCUUUCCUCCAGAAGCCUUGCCCCUAGAGCAACCCUUUGUAAGCAAUGUAGCUAUUAAAAGACCAGACAUUUAAAGAAAGGGCUAAACACAUGUGGUGCUCAGCUCUCUGUUACUGUAACAAAAUACUUGAUAUAAACAACUUGCAAGGCAGAAAGACUUUAGUCUGAUUUCACAGGCUGCAAACCAUGGUUGGUUGGUUUGCUUUGAGGCUGUGUCGGGGGGCACAUGGCAGGGAGUAUGUGGUAGAGCAAGCUGUUCACCUGUCAGCUAAGACAAUACCCCCCUUCUGAGACAUGCCCGGUGACCUUUCUCCCACACCCCUUCAAGGUCCCCUCACUUCUUAGUGGCAUCAGCCAAGCUGAGGACCAAGCCUUUAACACAUGAGAACUGUUGGGAGACAUUUAAGAUACCACAGCAGAAUGGCUGUGGCUGUCAAAGGCACUAAAAGGCACUAAAACCUGAGGUUUGCUUAUUCCUCUUCCCUGAGAGGCAGCGACCAUCCUAGGCCCUGCAGGAGUGGGUUUGGGCUGCUUUGGCCUCCCAGGUCACUUCAGGAAAGGGCCUGAGAGACCCAUGGACAGGGAAAAUACGGCACGGAUGCGAUCCUGGGGCACAAUUGUGGCAUUUGACACCUCAGGUCUAGAGAUAAGUUGAACCAGUCUCCCCAAGUAAGGGGAGGUGGCCACUAGCCUUUGAGCUAGGUUCCAGCUGCCGUCUCCUCUCUGUGUGGAAAGACAACUUGCCUAGGCUUCAGCGAGCAUCUUCAAAACGAAAUGUUUUCUUAGAGAACAAAAUGAUCUUCAGAGUAAAAUGAGCUUGUGACCUUUGGCGCAGGGACCGUUUUAGCCACAUACAUGCCCAGACAACUCAGUGUUUGUGCCCGCUGGCACCGAGUGCCAUACGCCUCUAUGGACAUUUGUCACCAGGCAGGCGGAGGGGGGAGGGGAUCACUUUUGCCAAGCAAAGAAUAGAUGUCUCUAUCCGUUACUUUCCUCAACUGGAAUAAAGUAAUUUCCUCUGUGAAGGAAAGAAAGUGGUUCCCUCUAUUUAGCAUCAAAUCAUUGUAUGGGUUUCAUUUGGUCAUGGUACGUAUAUGCAUCCAAUGUGCAUUGACAAGAUUCUUUCCCGUCAUUCUCUCAUCCUCCCUGCCUACUUCCCAAAUCCCAGUAUGCCCGGUUUCCGAGGAUCAUUUUGUAUAUCUAUCUUGGAAAUAUAGUACUGUUUUGGGUACCAUUCAUAUACAUAAUUAAAUAUAAAAUUAGAAUACAA
Molecule: messenger RNA, 3210 nt
Organism: Perognathus longimembris pacificus (Pacific pocket mouse)
Lineage: Eukaryota; Metazoa; Chordata; Mammalia; Rodentia; Heteromyidae
Gene: Lysmd4
Product: LysM domain containing 4
Exons: 2
Coding region: 258-1205 (315 amino acids)
Source: RefSeq, a predicted model, not a curated record